GAAUCCCUUCAAAAGCAAGUGAGACUUGGAAGGCAGUUGCUCCUACCUUUCAGCCUGACUAUUCAGACACCCUAUGAAAAUGUUCCGGCUUUUCAGCCACACCAAAUGUUUCUUCCAGGCGAAACGGGCACUCCAGAGGCCACUGUGGCCAGCACAAUUUACAGCAGUGGUGCAACGUGGCAGUUUCUCCACCACUUCUGUGCGUCGCCAGACCGAAACUGUCCCCUCUUGGCCCAAAGAUGUUGGCAUCCUUGCUAUGGAAGUGUAUUUCCCUUCCCAGUAUGUAGACCAGACUGAAUUGGAGAAAUACGAUGGUGUGGACGCAGGGAAAUACACAGUGGGGCUAGGUCAGAAGCAAAUGGGCUUCUGUUCAGCCCACGAGGACAUUAAUUCGUUGUGUCUGACUGUGGUGCAGCAUCUGGUAGAGCGAAGCCAACUUUCCUGGAAUUCUAUUGGCCGACUGGAGGUUGGCACAGAGACAAUCAUUGACAAAUCCAAAGCUGUCAAGACGGUUCUGAUGCAGCUAUUUGAAGACUCGGGAAACACCGAUGUUGAGGGUAUCGACACUACGAAUGCCUGCUAUGGAGGAACAGCCUCUCUUUUCAAUGCAGCCGACUGGGUGGAAUCCAGUUCCUGGGAUGGACGCUAUGCCUUGGUAGUUUGUGGUGAUAUUGCUGUCUAUGCAACUGGAAACGCAAGACCAACAGGUGGAGCAGGAGCUGUGGCUAUGCUGGUUGGACCAAAUGCCCCGCUUACUUUAGAGAGAGGUGUACGUGGGACCCACAUGGAACAUGUCUAUGACUUCUAUAAGCCAGACUUAGCUUCUGAGUACCCUAUGGUUGAUGGACCACUCUCCAUACAGUGCUACUUCCGAGCCCUGGAUCGAUGCUAUGCCACAUACAGGAACAAAAUUGAAAAUCAGUGGCAGAAAGCUGGGAUAAACAAGCCUUGUACACUUGAAGAUUUCCAGUUCAUGAUCUUCCACACCCCCUUCUGCAAACUGGUGCAGAAGUCCCUGGCACGGAUGGUGCUGAAUGACUUCCUCGCAUCCCCCAGUGCUAACACUGAGAGUGGUAUCUACAAGGGGCUACAGGAAUUCAGAAAUGUGAAGCUGGAAGAAACCUACUCCAGCAAGGAGGUGGACAAAGCCUUUCAAAAGGCUAGUCAGGAGCUGUUUAGCCAGAAGACACAGCCCUCCUUGUUCCUCUCUGCUCGCAAUGGCAAUAUGUAUACACCAUCUGUAUAUGGCUGCCUCGCAUCUCUCCUAGCACAGUACUCUGCUCAGCAGCUGGCUGGCUCCAGGAUUGGCGUCUUCUCCUAUGGCUCUGGACUAGCAGCCAGCAUGUUCUCCCUGAAAGUGUCCCAAAAUUAUGAGGCAGGUUCUCCUCUGGAAAAACUGGUAUCCAGUCUUUCAGAUCUGGAAGUUCGGUUGAACUCUCGGAAAUGUGUUGCUCCUGAGAAGUUUGCUGAGAUCAUGAAAGUGAGGGAGGACACUCAUCAUUUGGUGAACCACACUCCUCAUGGGUCCAAGGAAGAUUUGUUUCCAGGGACAUGGUACAUAGAGCAAGUGGAUGACAAGAACCGCAGGAAGUAUGCACGGAAAACACUCUAAUAGGACUUUCCUGCCUCCCAGAUGUAUAGAGAGAGCUCAACAGUAUGUCUACACUGCUGAAGAUGACUACUGGAUUCCUGUCAUUCCUGUUUCUUGUCUGUAUUUUCUACCAGACAACUGUUUUAUUAUCCCUGCCAUUGUAUUUGUGGGCUUGCAACUGCUGUGCUCCUCAGUUUGUUUUGUGAAUGGCAGCUCCUUUAUUUUAAACACCUUUUGGAAGUGCCUUCUUCACUGGUUUACAAAAGAAUGGUCUGAGUGUAACACAUAUAUUUAUGGUCCGGUGAUAAGAGAUAAUACAAAGAGCUGAGUUCUGUGACAAUCUCCUGCUGGGAAAGACACUCAACUGCAGAACCCUUUGGCAUGCUUUAUAGCUAGUUCGUGUUCCUUUUUAAAAGCCAAGUUCUCAAAGUAUUGUCCUAGCUCUAACUGUUUGAAUGUUUGUAACUCUUAAUGGCAAACAUUUCUAACUGACUUGGAGAUAAAGUUGAAGGCUGGUAUUAAAAACCAACAAGAAUAAAAAAACAAAAAAACAAAA
Messenger RNA from Anolis carolinensis (green anole), 2147 nucleotides. RefSeq names its product 3-hydroxy-3-methylglutaryl-CoA synthase 2 (gene hmgcs2). Gene Ontology annotation, molecular function: hydroxymethylglutaryl-CoA synthase activity. Gene Ontology annotation, cellular component: mitochondrion. The transcript is spliced from 10 exons. Lineage: Eukaryota; Metazoa; Chordata; Lepidosauria; Squamata; Anolidae. Gene Ontology annotation, biological process: acetyl-CoA metabolic process. The record is from RefSeq and is a predicted model, not a curated record. Bases 74 to 1612 code for a protein of 512 amino acids.